Messenger RNA from Ruditapes philippinarum (Manila clam), 1195 nucleotides. Its product is annotated as probable iron/ascorbate oxidoreductase DDB_G0283291. The transcript is spliced from 2 exons. The record is from RefSeq and is a predicted model, not a curated record. Lineage: Eukaryota; Metazoa; Mollusca; Bivalvia; Venerida; Veneridae. Gene Ontology annotation, molecular function: dioxygenase activity. The coding region runs from base 171 to 1115 and encodes 314 amino acids.
UUUGUUUGAAUGUUAUUACAGAAAUUUCAUUGCGGUCUGUGUUAAAGAAGGAUAUACAGCCGACUCCACUUAUAACGAAAUCGCUUAUAGCGAAUUAUCUUUUAUAGCGAACUUAAUCAGUAUCCGGAUUAGGACAGUUUCUAUAUACUUAUAUCUCUAACAAACGAACCAUGUCACAACAAACAAAAGCGACAAUACCAGUCAUUGACCUCGAACCAAUAAGCAUCCGUCAUGAUUCCGAUGAAAUAGACAGAGAUACUUUGGCAGAAAAAGGAAAUGAGAUGAAAAACGCUUUACAAACUUAUGGAUUCUUUUAUGCUAAAAAUCACGGCAUUACAGCAAACCUGGUCGACAAUGUACUGGCAUCCGCGAAAAGCUUUUUCGAAAAGGAUGAGCAAAGUAAAAAGCGCCAUUUCCGUGGAGCGAAAGGUGAGCUUGGUUGGAUUAGAAUGGAAUCCGAAAAGUCAGAUCCUGAUUCACCAGGCGAUUUAAAAGAGAGCUUUAAUUACCAUCCUACAGACGAUAGGAAUAUCUUCUUGCAAUCAGAUUUUAAUCAAAAUUGUAAAAGUAUGUAUUCAUUGUGUAGCAAACUGACGUAUAAUGUAACAGACGCUCUCUCCAUUGCACUUGGUUCUGGACACAGAAUUUUAAGAGAAGCAUAUCAACAACUCGGUCUCAAGGGUAACCAAACUUUAUUCCGAAGUUUAAUGUAUCCACCAAUUCCUCCCAACCAUGACGUGAAACCUGGCCAGAUUCGACUCGGAGAGCACACAGAUUACGGGAUGGUCACUUUUCUUUUCCAAGAUGACGCUGGGGGCCUAGAAAUGAACACACCAAACUUAGGUUACGUACCUGUUACCCCCAUUCCUGAAACAAUCGUUGUUUUUGUCGGUUUGCAAAUGCAAAUCAUCACAGGUGAUGCACUGGUCGCUCCAAAACAUAAAAUUCUCUUUCCUGUAUCUGAGGCGGAAGCUAGAAAGCGUCGACAAUCAGCAACGUUUGCUCUCCGGGCAGACGACAAUUUCGUACUUAAAUCCCUAGACGGAUCGCAGAAAUAUAAACCAGUCUAUUCUUCGGAAUAUUUGGAUCAUCGCCAAACGGAAGUUAUUGUAUAGCAUGUAUUGUUACAACAAGUAUACACCUACAAACAGUCUACACGUAGUUUUCAAAAAUAAAUGACAUCUAAGAGCCAGUU